GAUGACAUCAUCCCGCAUGAAGAAAACUGGGCUCAUUGAAUCUACAAGAAUCUCAGUUUUUCAGUGAUACCCAAUGUAUGCAAUUCACAGACUGUUAAGGUAUGCCAGCAUGCAGAAAUAUUCACAUAGAGGCCGAAAUAGCAUAUUUUAAUACAGAAAAACAAAUGUGUUUUUUGCUUUAAACUGCAUUUUAAUCGUCAUAAAGCAGGCAUGGCUGUAAAGAAGAGACUUUGAGGAACCAAUGGAGCCCAUUUUCAUUCAGAUAUCUUGAGGUCAGGGUACAGCUUCCAUAAAGGGAAACACUGAUACACCUUGAUGAGGUUUUUACUCUUGUCCAGUAAGCUGUUUGGGCCUGCAGUCGUAAAGAGUAUUCCCCUUAUCACAGGGUACCUACAUGACUCAGUGCUUCCCUCUAAAAAUGUAUCUCAAAUACGUUAGCUACAGUUCCACCUUUGCCUCAUGUUAACCUGCUUUAAACUCACUAAAGUUAUGUGUAAACAAAAAAAAGAAAAAAAACACUGCAGUAAGAGGCGGAGCAAAACUGGAAAGACGAAAGCUUCACUGUCAUAUCAAGCUAGACAGUGGAGACGAAUACAUAGAAACAAAGAAACAAACUGUCUUAAUCAGGUGUUUUCCCCCAACAACACAGCUCUCUGCUAAACACUGGUGAGUACAACUGCUAAUGUUGACCGAGUUUUAAAAUCUAACUCCUUUUGUUUAAAUAAUAUCAGCUGUACUUUUCCUGCAGCUGUUGUCCAUAUUUUUUUCCAUUUAUCGAAAGAAUAAAACAUUCAAAGAACAAAAGACAUUUUUUGAAUAUAUUGGACAUUCGAGACACUGUUUUUAGUGAGUAAACUAAGCUUCUGAGUGGGGCCUUUUCUCUGUGAGCAGUUGGCUGACACCUGAGAACCAGUUUGCUGACUGACUCAGCGAGUUUUGGUUCUGCAUAUACUACAAACAGUGAUAAAACAUGUUUGUGUCCCGAGUGUUGCUGAUGUAUCAUUAAGUUCAGACUUUUGCCCCUGUACAGCAUUCAACAGGAACUUUGCUUUUAAGUUUGUAUUCUUAACACGGCUAGUUAGCUUAGCUUGCUUAAGUUAGCACUAAUUCCCACUAGCAUCACAUUUCAUUCAUGUUAUUUCAACACCUGUGUUAUCUGUCAUCCUUUAACGGUCCAGUUGUACCAGCAGCAACUAACCAGACUAUUAUACGACAACAUGUAGUCCUGUAACAGUUUUCAUUUGUAUGAAGAUACAACCAUUACACCACGUGCAUUAAAAUAUAAUCGGUGCAGCGGUGACUCAGGUGAUAGAAGGGCUGUCCAGUAAUCAGAAGGUCUUUUGUUCCCACUUUGUAGAUAUGGCUACUGUGUCCUGCCUGCUGUCUGAAGAUCAGUUUCUGUGCUCCAUCUGCCUGGAUGUGUUCACUGAUCCCGUCAGCACUCCAUGUGGACACAACUUCUGCAAAAGCUGCAUCAAUGUACACUGGAAUGCUAGAAACCAGUACCUGUGUCCGAUGUGCAAGAAGCUUUUUACCACAAGACCUGAGCUGCAUGUCAACACUUUGUUCUCAGAGAUGGUUGUUCAGUUCAGACAGUCAGCUCAACAGGAAGCCAGCAGCAGCAGCAGCAGCAGCAGCAGCAGCAGCAGCAGCCCAGGGCAACAAGUGUCCGAACCAGGAGACGUUUCCUGUGACGUCUGCACUGGAACCAAACUGAAGGCCUUGAAGUCCUGCCUGUUGUGCCUGGCCUCCUACUGUGAGACUCACCUGGAGCCUCAUCUGACAAUGCCAGGCCUAAAAAGACAUCAGCUGAUCGACCCUUUGGAGAACCUGGAAGGCAGGAUUUGUACAAAGCACGAUAAACCCCUAGAGCUGUUCUGUAAGACCGACCAGACGUGUGUUUGCAUGCUCUGCACCAUUUCCGAACACAAGAUGCACGAGGUUAUUCCUCUGAAAGAGGGAUACGAAGCAAAGAAGGCCGAGCUGGGAGAGACCGAGGUUGAAAUUCAGGAGAUGAUCCAGAAAAGACGACUGAAGAUUCAAGAGAUCAAACACUCCGUGGAUCUCAGUGAGAAAGAUGCAGACAGGAAUAUAUCAGAAGGAGUUCAGGUCUUCAAUGCUAUAAAGAAGUCUGCUGAGAGUGGCCUGAAUGAGCUGAUCAAAACUAUAGAAGGGAAGCAGAAAACAACACAGAAACAGGCUGAAGGCUUCAUCAAAGAGCUGGAGGAGGAAAUCUCUGAGCUGAAGAUGAGAAGCACAGAGGUAGAGCAGAUCUCACGCUAUGAAGACCAUCUUCAUCUCCUCCAGAGUGUCCAGUCCCUAGACACCCAACACCCAACACCAACCAAGGACUGGACAGAGGUCAGCGUCCGUCCAUCAUAUGAGGGGACUGUGAGAAGAGCUGUGGCUCAGCUGGAGGAGACGCUCAGGGUAGAUGUGAAGAAGUUGCUUGCCGAGUUUGAGCUGAAGAGGGUGCAGCAGUAUGCAGUGGAUGUGACUCUUGAUCCUGAUACAGCGCAUCCUGAACUGAUCUUGUCCGAUGAUGGGAAACAAGUGAGUCAUGGUGAUGUAAGGAGCGAUCUUCCAGACAACCCUGAGAGAUUUUCUCUCAAACUCCGUGUUUUAGGGAAACAGAGUUUCUCUUCAGGCAGAUUUUAUUUUGAGGUUCAGGUGCAAGGAAAGACUGCGUGGAACUUAGGAGUGGCCAGAGAGUCGACAGACAGGAAAGGACUGAUCACACUGAGCCCCCAGAAUGGUUACUGGGCUAUAUGGCUGAGAAAUGGAAACGAGUACAAAGCUCUUGAUGACUCCCGUGUCCUUCUCGCACUGAAGUCUCCUCCUCAGAAGGUGGGGGUGUUUGUGGAUUAUGAGGAGGGUCUGGUCUCCUUUUAUGACGUAGAUGCUGCAGCUCUCAUCUACUCCUUUACUGGCUGCUCUUUCACUGAGAAACUCUUCCCAUACUUCAGUCCCUGUAAUAAUUGUGGUAGUAAAAGAAAUGAUGGUGCCAAAAACUCUGCACCUCUGAUCAUCUCUCCUGUCUGAGUAAAUUAAUCACUUAUCUGAUUUCAUGUACUCAUUUAUAUCCAUUCAGAGUAACAACUUGCAUUUUUAGUGUGAAUAUAGUAUAGUGAACAUUUUUUGGACUGUGGGGAUUGAUUUAUGCUUCUUUGGUAGUUUGUAUAAAUCUCUUUACAAGGAAAAAAACAAUGACCUGAUACAUUCCUUUUUUCAACUUUGCAUGAUGAGACACAUAAUUUGGAGAAAAUCCAUUUAAACCUUUGAAUCCCAAGCCUUUAAUUGCUCCAUUUACAUUCUACCCACUUGAGCCUUGUAUUUCAGUAUAUAAAAUAUACUGUACUGUGCAAAAGUGUUAGGCAGGUGUGAAAAGAUGCAGAGAAGAAUUUAUGCUGGUUUGAAGGUAAAGGGUUAUAAUAUUGAUUUGAUUCAGAUUUUUCUUCUGUUCACUCACUUUACAUUU
Centropristis striata (black sea bass) is the source of this 3478-nucleotide messenger RNA. Its product is annotated as E3 ubiquitin-protein ligase TRIM39-like. The transcript has a single exon. NCBI's taxonomy places the organism in Eukaryota, Metazoa, Chordata, Actinopteri, Perciformes, Serranidae. Gene Ontology annotation, molecular function: protein binding; zinc ion binding. The record is from RefSeq and is a predicted model, not a curated record. Bases 1360 to 3042 code for a protein of 560 amino acids.